AUGCCCCUAUUUUCCAGAAAAAAACGCAAUGAUUACCAGGGUUUCGCCAAAUACACCGAUGGAUACACCUACUCGCCGCCUCCAGUCCAACAGCCUCGUUCUCAGAGCAUGACCAACGCCUCGCUGGCGGCAUUGGCAGCUUUGGCGAUCCACAACAAGAACAACCAGACCAACGAUACCAGUCGCCCGUAUAAUCCGUCUCCCCAGGCCUAUCAGGCCAGCGGCAGAGCAAACUCGCUUGCUGGAAAUCACAGGUCGAAUUCGAUGCGUUCCUAUACGUAUAACCCAAAACCUUCGUACCAGGCUGGACCCCUGGCCAAUCGCAGCUACUCGUUGAGAUCAAACUCGCUUAGGGGAAGUGCUCCACCGGCAAGGUCGGCCUCUCUUCAACAGAGAAUGUCUGCUUCUCAGAGAGCUAGCUCUUUGACUAACAGGACUCCCUCUUUUCCAAGAACCAACUCUCUCACCAGUAGCCCUCUUUCCCAUAGAGCGGGCUCUCUCACAGGGGCUACAAGAGGGCUUGGUCUUGCUCACCAGGGUGUGAGCGAAGAAGACGAAAAUUUCGACGAAGAGGAUGUGAUUGUCACCACGAAAACAACCAAGGUGCUUGAUUCUAUGGGAAGAACAUGCUCCAUCACUACUGAAACCAUCAAGACCCUACCUGACGGCUCCAACAUUGUGGAGACAACGACAAGAAACAUCUCCAGAUCAGGAUCCCGCUCAAACUCCCUCCGCAACAAUUCCAUGACCAUGGCUCACGCCAAUCCCAGCUACAAUCUAAACAAGAUUGAUGAGGAUCUUCAGGAUUUCGACUACACAUACUUGGACCACCCUCCUUCGCAGCUUCCAAAGCUCAACAUGGACGACAGAGCACCACCACACCAACAGGUUCAACCGCAAGCAGCGCUUGGGCCGGCAUUUGAUCCUCCUCGAAGAACCAGUGACACCGCCCCACCGGUAAAUCCGGGUAAAGAGCGCAACGAAGACUCUGUUUCGAGCUCUGCUUCUCCAAGGUUGAAAUCUAUCUUGAAGUAUUCGCCAGCUCCACCUCCUCAAUUGAGUCUGCCUCAACACGCCGAUUCUAGCUUACCUAAGGGUUAUCGAAACCUGGGUGAAGAGGCAAUUCAUCGCCCUCUGCAUGAAGACCCUAAUCAUCACAAGACCGCAGUAGCCUCAAAUGCUUCGGCUGGUAAUUCUAUCAAGUUCUUGGAUACUGUCGAAACUAUUCCCUAUGAAGCCAACUCGCACAAUCUUGCGGAGGUGACUCGUGCUGAAGCGCUUAAGCAGGAGAAAGAGAAGCAGGAGAACAUCAGUAUGUAUGAGCAGGCGAUGAAGGUGGCCAUGGAAAGAGUCUACGGAACUCCUCGAGAAGAAUCACUGUUUCUCACUCCACCAGAUUCUCCCCAAACGAAAAUGGAAAGUCCUCAAGCAAAUCUUGACAAGUUGGUAGACAAGAAGCUCAAGCAUGAUCAUAAGCGUGGAAAAGAUGAGGGUGGUGUCAGUAAGAACUAUGUGUACGAGAACCACCACAAGGAGUUUGCGAUUCAUUCGCUUCGUGGUGAAGAAGAGCCUGGCCACAGCUCUAGGAAGGAGAGAGCCAAGGAGGAAAAGAAGCAACAGAAGGAGGAGGAAAAGAAGAGGCAAGAUCUUCUCAAGUUAGCAGAAAAAGAACGUAAAAAGGAGGAGUCAGAGCAAAAGAAGCAAAAGAGAGGUGCAAAAAACCCACUUUCAUUUCUCAGCUUGAAAAUGAGGAGAGGGAGCUCGGGCUCUGCUACAUCCUCGUCUUAUGGAGGUAUUCAUGAGAAGAGAGACUCUCAUCCCGAGCCUGACCUUUUUGAGGAUUCUCAUCCUACCCAAUCUUCAGAGAGAGUACAUCAGCAGCAAACUGUUGUGGGUCAUCAAGAUGGAACUCGAGACGCUCAAUCGUCUGGAUCGAAAGAUCAUCAGCAGAUUAAGCAACAGACCAUUGAGACACCAACGCAAGCUCAAGGGAAUGCUAUUCAAUCGCCAACAGCUCCUGUGCAAACGUUCGUGGGUGACGUAGUAGCUCCUAAGGAACCUUUAAGGCCAGCCGCCAUCACUGAUGUCAAUGACAUCACCGUUCCACCUAGAUCUCCUUUAAGGAAUGCGGAUACUACAGAGAGGCAUAUGAGGUCAUUGUCCGAAGGCAGCAACAUGACCGAAUUUCUCAAUAAGGAAACCGUCAACCAACCUCCACCCAUAAGUACACAAAUCACUGGGGAAGAAGAACAUUUCCACGACUCAAAUGAUUUCAUCGAUGUGCCAGAGUACUAUGGAGCGGAGGAACCGGCUUAUGCUGAAAAUGUAGUUCCUGAAACCAUGAAUGAGCCAGCAACUCCUAAGGUUGCACAAACUUCUGGGUCCUCCGAUGUGGACAAGGUGGCUCCUGUCGUCUCGCCGUCUGCUGUGAAAGUCAACUCCACGGAACCCCUUCCUACAUCUAUUGAUGUUCCAGAAAGACCUUCCACUGAAGUUCAAGAAGAUACUACAUUGGUGACUCCUUCGCAGACCGAGAAACAGGGUCCUGGUUCUCAAGAGCUACCUACCCUCGUUUCUGGAGAAAAUGGGCACCCAGUCGUAUUGGGCCAGCAAGAAAAUAGCGACAAAGCGUAUCCAACUCUAGACCCUGGAUCGCCCUCAUCCAAGAAAAUGGAAUCUGCUGCUGUUGAUGAUGCUGUUGACACUGCCACAAUACCGUCAGAUAAGUCCGCUGUCAGUGUGCCAGCACCAUCUAGUGAAUACAAGUCAGACGAUGUCAUGCCUACAAGUGUCGGUGCAAUGGAUACCACGCAUGCUACUGAGACUCAGAAUGUUGCUGAUACAGACACUGAUAAGCAAGCGACUGGGGACAAUGAGACUCCUGCCACUGAUGUGGUAACACCUGCGGUAGUCGUGAACGAUUCUGAAAACAUUCAGGGAAUUAAUGCAGCGAAUGUCUCAGAUGUGAAUUCUGCUGUUCCCAAUAUCACCGCUACAAACCCAGAUGCUGAAUGCGCUGCUGAUAGAAUUGAGCAAGAGCAGCCUUCACAAUCCUCGGGAGAUAUGACGGAGGUGUCUGUGCCUUCGCAACAAGAGAAAAAUACCAAGCCCAAGACGAAAAAAGGGCUGAAGUUCAAGAGAAUGAUUGACAAGUACUUCAUCAGUCCACACAACCGCUAA
This is a messenger RNA of Candidozyma auris, 3180 nucleotides long. RefSeq lists its product as uncharacterized. NCBI's taxonomy places the organism in Eukaryota, Fungi, Ascomycota, Pichiomycetes, Serinales, Metschnikowiaceae. The record is from RefSeq and is a predicted model, not a curated record. The transcript has 2 exons. The coding region runs from base 1 to 3180 and encodes 1059 amino acids.